AUAAGCAUAUGAACAAAUCAGGCCAUGGUACCACUAGCGUACUCUUUUACUGGCGCUGGCGAAGCUUACCGAAGCGAGAAGUGAAGCGCAAACGUUGAUCGACGUAUGAUGAUGUUCGUAUUAGAAAAUCCGGUGUCUCUUAUUAAGAGUUUUAGGUGAAAAGAAGUGUAAAACUAACAAAUGAUCCGAAGUGAAAAUGGCUGACGAACAGGAAAUCUGUCAGCUAGAACUGCUGUGCAAGCAGCUCUAUGAAUCUCAGGACAGUACGAUUAGGGCAGACGCCGAAAAGGCCCUCGUUGUCUUUCAAGAUGGACCUGAUGCAUUAACCAAAUGUCAAGUAUUAUUAGAUCGAGGGAACUCCUGUUAUGCUCAACUUUUAGCAGCAACCACUCUUACCAAACUGGUUUCCCGAAGUGCACAGGGCCUGAGUCUUCAGCAAAGAGUUGAUAUAAGGAAUUACAUUUUGAAUUAUUUGGCCACAAGGCCUAAACUACCUAAUUUUGUUGUACAAGCUCUUGUAACUCUUUUUGCCAGGAUAACAAAACUUGGAUGGUUUGAUACACACAAAGAUGAGUACAUUUUUCGAAAUGUGAUAGCUGAUGUCACCAAAUUUUUGCAAGAUUCAGUAGAGCACUGCAUGAUAGGAGUUCAAUUAUUAUCACAACUUACUUGUGAAAUGAAUCAAAUAUCGGAUGUAGAAGCUAAUCGGUCAUUAACGAAACAUAGAAAAAUAGCGUCGUCUUUCAGAGAUACUCAAUUGUAUGAAAUAUUCCGUUUGUCUUGUGCUUUACUUGGCACUGCUUGCGAAAAUUGUAAAAAUUUAAAUUUCAAUGAUGAAAGUCAGCAUGGAUUGAUGACACAAAUGCUGCGUUUGGCCCAAAACUGUCUUACUUUCGAUUUCAUUGGCACGUCUACCGAUGAGUCUUCCGACGAUCUUUGUACAGUGCAAAUACCUACCAGUUGGAGGCCGGUUUUCCUUGAUUUUUCGACACUUAAACUCUUUUUUGACUUAUACCAUUCCUUACCUAGUUCGUUGUCUUCAUUAGCUUUGUCUUGUUUAGUACAAAUCGCUUCAGUGCGCAGAUCGUUGUUCAGCAAUCCUGAGAGAGCUAAAUUUUUUUCGCAUCUCGUAAGCGGUGUUAAACGCAUCUUACAAAAUCCGCAGGGAUUAAGUGACGCAGCAAAUUACCACGAAUUCUGUAGGCUUUUGGCGAGGCUAAAAUCCAACUAUCAAUUAGGUGAGCUGGUCAUGGUUGAAGAUUAUCCAGAGGCUAUCCAGCUUAUUGCAAAAUUUACUAUCCAAAGUUUGCAGAUGUGGCAGUUUGCUCCAAAUAGCGUUCAUUAUUUAUUAAGUCUAUGGCAAAGAAUGGUAGCAUCAGUUCCUUAUGUUAAAGCGUCUGAGCCUCAUCUUUUAGAAACUUAUACUCCAGAAGUUACUAGUGCUUAUAUCACAUCCCGGUUGGAUUCUGUAGCUGUUGUUGUCAGAGAAGGUCUGGAGGAUCCUUUAGAUGAUCUCGGAAUGAUACAGCAACAAUUAGAACAGCUGUCGGUAAUAGGUCGAUGUGAAUAUCAAAAAACGUGUGCAUUAUUAGUUCAACUUUUUGAUCAAUCAGCAAGGACUUACCAGGAAUUACUUUCAACGACGACCUCACAACAAAUUGAUAUUACAAUUCAAGAAGGUCAACUAACGUGGCUGGUGUACAUAAUUGGCUCGGCAAUCGGGGGUAGGGUGUCAUUUAAUAGUAACGAAGAACAUGAUGCCAUGGAUGGGGAAUUGGUGUGCAGAGUAUUGACAUUAAUGAAUCUUACUGAUUCGCGACUGGCGCAGGGUGGCUGUGAAAAAUUAGAACUUGCCAUGUUAAAUUUUAUCGAACAGUUUCGUAAAAUUUACAUUGGGGAUCAGGUUCAGAAAAAUUCGAAAGUUUAUAGAAAAUUGUCGGAGGUUCUAGGAUUGAACGACGAGGCUACUGUUUUGAGCGUUUUUAUUAGGAAAAUAAUAACAAAUCUGAAAUAUUGGGGCAGAAGUGAGCAUAUAAUCAGUAAAACGUUGCAAUUAUUAAAUGAUCUUUCGGUGGGAUAUAUUUGCGUAAGAAAGCUGGUAAAAUUAGAGGAAGUACAGUUUAUAUUAAACAACCAUACCAGUGAGCAUUUUCCAUUUCUCGGAAAUACCGUCGCCAUAAGUGAGAUGCGGUGUAGGUCGAUGUUUUACACGUCAUUGGGACGUUUGCUUAUGGUUGAUCUCGGCGAAGACGAAGAUCGAUUUCAUACUUUUAUGCUUCCUCUAACAGCGUCAUUUGAAAGCUUAGGGUCACUGUUGACUUCUGCUGAUACACCUCUCUAUGCUGCAGAUGAAGCCAAAGCGGCAUUAAUUGGCUUGGCGAGAGAUUUACGCGGUUUAGCAUUUUCUUUUAACACCAAAACGUCAUAUAUGAUGUUGUUUGACUGGUUGUAUCCUAAUUAUACUCCAAUAUUGUUAAGAGCGAUUGAGUUAUGGUAUCAUGAUCCACAAGUUACGACGCCUGUUUUAAAACUUUUUGCCGAGAUUGUACAGAAUAGGUCUCAAAGACUACAGUUCGAUGUGUCUUCACCGAAUGGUAUAUUAUUGUUUAGAGAGACCAGUAAACUGAUAUGUAGUUACGGUAGUAGGAUAUUGAAUGUCGAAGUAGCGAAAGAGCAAAUAUAUCCGUUGAAAUUAAAAGGAAUAUCGAUAUGCUUUUCAAUAUUAAAGGCUGCUUUGUGUGGAAGCUAUGUCAAUUUCGGAGUGUUCAGGCUGUAUGGCGACGAAGCCUUAGAUAAUGCUCUUAAUAUUUUUGUAAAACUUCUUUUAUCCAUACCACAGUCCGACUUACUGGAUUAUCCGAAAUUGUCACAGACUUACUACGUACUAUUAGAAUGUGUAGCGCAAGAUCAUAUGAGUUUUCUAUCCACGUUGGAACCACAAGUCUUUUUGUACAUUCUUUCCUCGAUUUCAAAAGGACUAACUGCCUUAGGUGGGCAAUUGAAUAACUAUACAGAUACGAUGGUUUGCACGGGUUGUUGUGCCACAUUGGAUCACAUAGUUACAUAUUUAUUUAAGCAGCUGACCCAAAAAGUAUAUCCAGGCAAGAAAAAUCGUGUAGGUCUAGCACCAUCCGGCGACAUGUUUGUUAAAGUACUCAAAAUGCACCCGGAAAUAAUGCAACAGAUCCUCAGCACGGUUUUAAAUGUUAUAAUGUUCGAAGAUUGCCGCAAUCAGUGGUCUAUGUCGCGACCUCUAUUGGGUUUGAUACUGUUAAAUGAGAAUUAUUUCAAUCAGUUACGUGAGAACAUUAUUCGUAGUCAACCGCCAGACAAACAAGGUGCCAUGGCUCAAUGGUUCGAAAACCUGAUGGAUGGUAUUGAAAGAAAUCUUCUUACUAAAAAUAGAGAUAAAUUUACACAAAACCUUUCAAUGUUCCGUAGAGACAUAAACGACUCGCUAAAAGGACCUACUGUAAAUGCGUCGUCAGUGAAUGAUAUGAUGACUUCAUAGUGAUAAUUUGAAUGUUGUUAUUGCGUUGCAUACUUGUUUGUACGGUUGUAAUAUAGGAAAUCAGUUGUUUUCAAGUCUGUCCAUAUUGUUUUUCCAUGCAUCGUUAUAUCAUCAAUAUCGCACCAGUUACUACGUGUAUACUAUUUUAUUUUUUAAUCACAUCAUUUUCCUUUCUAUUUUUUUCUUUCGAGCUUAAGCAGUGCAUCGGUAAGUGUAUGUAUAUCAGCUGUUGCAGUUAUUAUCAUUUUUUGUUUUGGUAAUCGUAAUCGUUUCGGACUCGUCGCGCUAUUGAGGAUUGAAAAAAACAACUAUAAAAUAAAUAAGAUGCAUAUA
This is a messenger RNA of Agrilus planipennis (emerald ash borer), 3844 nucleotides long. RefSeq names its product exportin-7 (gene Ranbp16). Gene Ontology annotation, cellular component: nuclear pore; cytoplasm. Gene Ontology annotation, molecular function: nuclear export signal receptor activity; small GTPase binding. Gene Ontology annotation, biological process: protein export from nucleus. The transcript is spliced from 14 exons. Lineage: Eukaryota; Metazoa; Arthropoda; Insecta; Coleoptera; Buprestidae. Bases 197 to 3511 code for a protein of 1104 amino acids. The record is from RefSeq and is a predicted model, not a curated record.